AUGCAGUGUAAUCGGACCCGGGUCUGGUUAAUCCUCCCCGGCCCCGCCCCUCGACUCCCAGCCCCUCUUUCCAGCCCUAAUUAUCCUUUCAACGCCCUUUCCCCUCGGCUGCAUUCCCAUAGCUGGAGGAAAAAGCCUAGGUCGCCUCCCGGUUCUAGCCCGCACACAGACCCUCCUUUCAGACCCGCCCUCGGGGGCACCGGCUUCCCGAGCCCAGUCCCUGCUCACCGCUGGGCGGGGAACCGGCGUGACGAAUUCCGCCCGAGGUGUCUCCAUCCCCGCCCAGCCUCUGGCCCUCCUCCCACCUCCACCGAGGCUCCGAGGGUGCCCCACUCGGACCCCCGCGCCCAAAGCGCGUCGCUCGCUGCCCUCGAGCACACCCAGCCCCCGGCAGCGCCCGCGUGCCGGGUGCCACGUCGGAACUGGCUCCAGGGACCCGGGCGCUUGCAGCUGCAGCUGCCUGCGCGCCCGGGGUCCCCAGCUCGCCCACCCCUCCAGCCAGCGCCCGGGACCCCGCCACCUCCAGCACGCCCCCUACCCCCGACCCCGGCCCCAGGAAGGCUUCCGGAGCCGAGCCGAGCGCUCCCAGCCCCUGCCUGA
Sorex fumeus (smoky shrew) is the source of this 600-nucleotide messenger RNA. RefSeq lists its product as uncharacterized. The transcript has a single exon. Bases 1 to 600 code for a protein of 199 amino acids. Lineage: Eukaryota; Metazoa; Chordata; Mammalia; Eulipotyphla; Soricidae. The record is from RefSeq and is a predicted model, not a curated record.